Linum tenue is the source of this 3095-nucleotide messenger RNA. NCBI's taxonomy places the organism in Eukaryota, Viridiplantae, Streptophyta, Magnoliopsida, Malpighiales, Linaceae. The record is from the annotation of a GenBank genome assembly.
CUAGGUCGACAUUCCAGUGUUCUCUCCAAAUCCAAAACCCUCUGGCUAGGGUAUAACGGAGUAGAGAAGCCGUUGAGAACAGAGAAGAAGGAGGCGCCAAUGGGGGAACCACGACAGGAAAGCGUUCCAGUCUUGCCAUGGAUGAGGCAACCAGUUGACGUCAGUCACUGUGAAGAAUGCCCUCUAGAUCUCCUGCCUUGCCUUGAUCCCAGGCUGAUGGUCGCGCUGCAGGAGUUGGGUUUCUCAUCGCUCUUUCCAGUACAAGUUGGCGUGUGGCAGGAAACAAUCGGCCCUGGCGCCUUUGAGCGCGACCUCUGCAUAAAUUCGCCCACUGGCAGUGGUAAAACGUUGGCCUACGCAUUGCCUAUUGUGCAAGCGCUUUCGAAUCGCACCGUCAGAUGUUUGCGCGCUUUGGUGGUCUUGCCUACGCGUGACUUGGCCUUGCAGGUGAAGGAAGUGUUUGCUGCAAUUGCACCGGCGGUGGGCUUAUCUGUUGGUCUGGCAGUGGGGCAAUCUUCAGUAGCUGAUGAAAUAUCCAAACUGAUUAAGAGACCUAAGCUCGAGGCGGGUAUCUGUUACGACCCAGAUGAUCUUCCACAGGAAUUAGAAAGUUCGGUUGAUAUAUUGGUCGCAACGCCGGGUAGGCUUAUGGACCAUAUCACAAGUACUAAGGGAUUUACGCUUGAGCACCUCUGCUAUUUAGUGGUUGAUGAAACUGAUAGAAUGCUCAGGGAGGCAUACCAGUCUUGGCUUCCUACUGUUCUUAACCUAACUCGCUCUGAUGAAGAAGGCCCUGUCCCAUGUAUUAACAGUUUUCUGCCAUCUGCAUUUGGUCCGUUGAAAACCAUAAGAAGAUGUGGCGUUGAAAAGGGGUUUAAGGGGAAACCUUAUCCCAGGCUUGUGAAAUUGGUUUUAUCUGCCACAUUAACCCGAGAUCCAAGCAAGCUCGCUCAACUUGAUCUACAUCAUCCUUUGUUAUUGACAACUGGGAAGAGGCGUUACCAGGUUCCUGAAAGAUUAGAAUCCUACAGUUUGAUGUGUGAGUCUAAGCUGAAGCCCCUGUACUUGGUUGCUGUUCUACAAAGUUUAGGAUCGGAAAAGUGCAUUGUCUUUACCUCAUCAGUGGAAUCUACCCACCGGCUUUGCACCCUAGUGAACUUCUUUGGUGAUUUGAAACUCAAUAUCAAAGAGUAUUCUGGUCUCCAACGUCAAUCUGUGAGAAGCAAGACAUUAAAAGCCUUCAGGGAAGGGAAGGUACAGGUGCUUGUUUCCUCUGAUGCAAUGACUCGAGGAAUGGAUGUUGAAGGGGUGAGAAACGUUGUCAAUUAUGACAUGCCUUCAUAUGUCAAGACCUACAUACAUAGGGCUGGUAGGACAGCUAGAGCAGGUCAAAAGGGCCGUUGCUUCACAUUGUUGGAUAAAGUGGAGGUCAAGCGCUUCAAGAAACUCUUACAGAAAGCUGGCAUCGAUUCAUGUCCCAACUACUCUGUGCCUUCUGACUCUCUCGAGUCACUUCGAACUAUUUAUCCUUCCGCGUUGGAGAAACUAAAGGAGAAAGUUGAAUCGGAAACAUCUAAGAAGCGGAAACUUGCCCCUAAGUCUUCUAGAAGAAGCCAAGCAGAGGGAAAAAAAUCAAGGAAUGAUCAUUAAAUUAUCUAUUCUGGCCCCGAUCUAUGCGCCAACUGUACAGAUAGAGUUUACAAAAAGACCUCCCAUCUGCUGCAACUCCAGUCAAGAAACAUCUCUGACCAAAACAAACAUUGUUCCCCUUUCACCACUGGGAAAAAAAGAAAACAAAAGGGGAGAAUUGAGAAUGCAAAACUGCAUUUCUUCUACAAGUCACAGACAGGAAAGUCUCUGGUAGAAGCAUCAUCUGUGGUCUUUCAGAGAUCAAAAAGUGAUCUUUGGAUCCCGGUGAGCAAGUGCUCGGAUUUAGCAGCAGCAGCAGAAGAAGAGGAAGAGGCAGUGGAGGUGUUGUUAUUAGGAGCUGCAAAAGUGCGGGACCUGGUGGAGAGAGCAUCAAAGCUGGCAGUGGUGGUGUCUCUCUCUUCUUCCUUGAUGGUAUCCAUCAUCUUGGAUGCUCUGCGCCUCAUGACACUAACAUACUGUGACGGUGCUACCUCUGUGAUGAACCUUGCUAUGCGGGCAUUCGCCAUUUCUUUUGGUAAUAAAUUCUUUGAAGUUAUCAGAAACAGGAAAGAGAAGAGAAAGCGGGAAGAGGAAACUGGUUUGUGUUGUGUAGGAAAGAAGCUAAGAGAAGAGAUGGAGUUGGGAUGAGCAAGAAGCAGCAGAAAGGGUAAGAUUUAUAAGGGCAGAUUCGUGGGCUUGCAUCGAGUAAAGGGUCCUGGUCAAUGAGAAAUUGGGGUGUCGUAGUGGCAAAGUAAUGUUUUAUCAGCUAGUGCCGCAUCUUACUUUUGGUAUUAAUUGUUGAACAAAUGGGUGAUGCCUCUUGAAAGAAAGACUGGAGUAGGGUUUUUGGUUACGUGUCAUGCGCAGUGUGGAAGAUGCGAUGAUCUCCCAAAGAUAUGGUUUUUGUCCGGGAAUCUACCUUCCAAACGAGCACUUUUCUUGUGGGGUUAAGGCACUAAGGAUGGCUGCCAUCUGUCGUUUCUUCUGUCUGUUGCUCAUUUCUAAAUUCUAAGGGUGGUAAUUCAAUUCAACGGACGGCCAAGAUAGCUUUGUGUAUUCAUCAUGCCUUCUGGCUGUACGUGUCUCUCUUCAGUAGGGAAUUAACAGUGGAAAACUUGCUGCCGAAUGAAACGAUCUGAAUGAGAGAUCAAAACGUUAGUGGGCUUUCCUUUUCAGUCAUGGCCUAUUGGCUUUCGGUAAAGUUGUAUUUUGGGUCAUAUCAGUUGGCCUGUUACGAUCGGGUCAGGGCUUAUGCCGUACGAGUUCAUGCACUUGAAGGAAAAGCAGUGGUCGUUUCCUAUCGUGACUCAUCGAGGAACUGGAAAGUUUUGAUGUUUAUCCACAAACAGAAAACAGGAUUGGGUUGUGUUGUUAAAUCAAAGGUAUGUAUAACUUGUUGUAAAUUGAUUAUUCAUAAUUAAAAAUAUUUGAUUGUCAUGUUAUAGAAGGAAAAUGAAGCCUAGAGU